Hymenoscyphus albidus is the source of this 819-nucleotide messenger RNA. Lineage: Eukaryota; Fungi; Ascomycota; Leotiomycetes; Helotiales; Helotiaceae. The record is from the annotation of a GenBank genome assembly.
AUGGCAAUCCUCAGCAAGGCCCUGACCCUCCCUCUCCUAUUCAUUUUCUCUCUCCCGGUCACCAUCUUCGCGGUCUUUACAACCUGUCUCGCUGUUUCAGUCCUCUUGUUUCGAUUCACAUUGAUUUACAUUGACCUGGCCGUCGCCGCGAUCCCGCAUUAUCUACUCGGCGGCAGCACUGCGCCGAAAUUGAUCCAUCCUGUACAUACAAAUGGCCAACACUCCCUUCCCUCACCACCUCAGCCCUCGUAUCGACGACGAAAACGCCGCACUUCUUCGAGUUCGUCGUAUAGUGUCGCAGGUUCAAUCACACCCACACUGACGCAAUCCAUGACUGACCCCCAAGACAUCCUCACCAGUCCCAGUUCGUACAUUGGUCUCAAUACAUCGAUUGGUCCAAGUCGGGACUUUGAAGGCGUUGGAGGAUGGAGACUCGAUAACCAAAGUGAGGAAGAGGAAGGUCUCUGGACGAAGAUCAACUCCAGGCUUGAGUUACCCGCCGAUCAUGGACGGAGACAUAAGAGGAGUAUGACAUCGGGUAGUUUACCUUCAACCAUUAAUCCAUUUGGCGGUGCUUUGGGGAUGGCGGAAGUGAAGAGAGGAAGGAAGGACGAGGAGACACCGGGCAUGGCAAUGAACACUGGCAGAGCGAGAACUCCGCCUACGACCAACCUUGGUGGUGCUGGUGCUGGACAAGAAAAAGAUGCUUUUGAGAAGGGGGUGUUCAUGAUGAGUGGCGGGAAGGGGAAAACAAAUGGUAAUGGGAGUGGAGGGAGCAGCGGAAGCUCCAAGAGUUCGGGGAGUAUGAAGGGGCGGUGA